Molecule: messenger RNA, 2421 nt
Organism: Sceloporus undulatus (fence lizard)
Lineage: Eukaryota; Metazoa; Chordata; Lepidosauria; Squamata; Phrynosomatidae
Gene: FAM161B
Product: FAM161 centrosomal protein B
Exons: 9
Coding region: 591-2345 (584 amino acids)
Biological process (GO): cilium organization
Cellular component (GO): cilium
Source: RefSeq, a predicted model, not a curated record
UCCAUAGUAUUGUGCUACCCCAGUCGCAGUGGUGUCAGAUUGGAUUAUUUCUGCAGUGUGGAUGCAAGCUAAGAUGUUUUAAUAAUAGUAUUGGUAGACUCAUGGUUAUUUUAAAUAUUUUAAACACAUUUUUCUAAAAUAAAAAAAUGCCUGAAAGCAUCACAUAACAACUAAAAACCACAAUUACAGCCAAAAACAAUAGAAACAGGAUAGCCAUAAUCUAAAACUACUCUUCAUCCCAAAUAACAUUCACUGUUAUGCAGCCCAGUGCUUACAUGCAUUUGGUAAUUAAUCUUAUUGAGUUCAUGGUUUCACUUGCAAGUGGCUGUGCAUAAAUAGAAAUUCAAGGGGUUAGCAUAUCUAGUCAGAUCAGCUUGUUGAAAAAUAAUAAUCCAUGAUCAAAAUUGAAACAUUUGGUGGAGAAGGUGUUAUAUUUGUAACAAACAUUUAUUUUAAAAAAACCUUCUGUGUUUGAUGUCUUUGUCUUGUUAUUCUGAUUGGUGCAGGUUUUUCCAGUUAAAGGACAGUCAAAUUCCAAAUCGGAUGUAGAAGAGGUCAGUAAUGUGAGUCUGCCUAACAGAAGUAAACUGAUGGAUUUCCUCCAGUCGGAUGAGGACACAUUAGCUUCUUCGAGUUCUGAUAAGGGGUUUUAUGACACACUUCAGACCAUGAAAAGCAAAAAUAGACAGUAUUUGCUAGAACUAGGUCUUAUGUACCAGACAAAACUGGAGAACAUCCACAAACUAUCCAAGGAAGAGAAGGAACUGGAAGACUUUUUCCAGGACAAUGGAAGACUGAUGUUGUCAACAAAGUACCAUGAAGCUUUAAGGUCUGGGAACAUAAGAAGGUUCAACUCUUUGACUGACCUCACUUUAGAUAGCUCAGACGACGAGCAUAAUCAUUAUUUACCUCCACAGUCUUUUUCAAAACCAUUGAGUACCUCAGCUACCUGGAUCUCCUCUAUCACAAUCCCUCAGCCCUUCAAAAUGACAUUGCGAGAAGCUCGCAAAAAGUCUCAGUUGUUAAAAUCACACACACUGCUUGAACUUGAGACAACCACAUAUAAAAAACAGAGCCAAGAAGAAGCCGAAUGCCAGAAACAGUUCAGGGCCCAACCUGUGCCUGCACACAUCUAUUUGCCUCUCUACCAGGAAAUCAUGGAAAAGAAUGAAAUGCGUAGACAAGUGGAAACACAGAAGAGAAGGGAGCUGCUCCUUUCAAUGCAAAAACCCUUCAGCUUUCAGGAAAAAGAAGAAAAGAGAAAGGUGGCCAUCCGCCAAAAGCUUCUGGACAUAAUGGGUUCUGCUAACAAAACAGCACCAAAAGUCAUGAAGAAGAUCCCCAGGUCCACUUUUGAACCAAUGUUUGGGGAUAAACUUAAAGAAGCUGAACUUCUAAGAAAAAUCCGUAUCCAAAUGAGAGCCAAGGAUUUACUGGAAAGCUCCUGGGCACCUAUAGAGCUUGGCAAUAGACAAAGACAGAAACAAUACCAAAUUGCCACCAAAAACAGGGAACAAAAACUGAGCUUUCUACAGGAGAAUUUCAGUUUUAAACCAAGAAUUAACACAUCAGUGCCUGACUUUAAAGGACUUUACUGGGCUUUCCAAAGAGAUGCACUAAGCAAACGAGAAAUCAAAGAAGCAACCCAUAAUAAACCAUUCCAACUGAGAACAUCUAAUCUCCACUGCAAACAUCAGGAGAUGAUGCAUUGCUUUCAGGAAGUGCAGCAACCUUUCAAGGCACCAGUAAAAAGAAGUCGGUCUUUGAUCUGUCUUUCAUCCCUCUCCUCCAAUACACUUCCAGUAUAUAUAACAGAUGCAGUGAGAAAGAGGGAAUCUGCUAUUAGACUUCUCCAAGAGGAUAAAAAAUACAAGGAGAAUGAAGGGUUUCGCUGGGCUGAGCUGCAAAGAAAGAAAUGUCAAGUUAUGCGUAAGUCUGUGAAUUCCCGAGCAAAAGCCAUGGAUCCCCAUAAAAGCUUGGAGGAGAUGCACAAAGAAAAGCUGAAACAGAAUUGGCAGAGUGACCAAAAAAGAAUGAAAGAGUAUAAAAAAGAACUAGACGAGAUGAAGAUGCGAGUGAAAAAUCGACCGUAUCUGUUUGAACAGAUCACAAAGCAUGGUGCUCGGCAGGGAGCACAGAAGGCCUUUCGAGAAACCUUGCAGCAGUUUGGGUUGGAUGAAGAAUUUGUAAGAAACAAAGGGAGAGAAACCACUGACCCAGUAACAAAGGAGAAGUCUGCAACACAAAUAAUUCCUACAUCAGACAAGGAUACAGAAGUUGGUAUCAUAAAGGAACUGUCUCAAGAAGGACAGAGAAGACUAGAAUUGAAAAUUAACAUGUUGUAAUCCUGCACAUCUUCAACAAGUAAAAAAAAGAGAAGCUUUCCUGAAACUGGAAUUAUGCUUUACAAAACCAAAUAUA